Molecule: messenger RNA, 1703 nt
Organism: Aegilops tauschii subsp. strangulata
Lineage: Eukaryota; Viridiplantae; Streptophyta; Magnoliopsida; Poales; Poaceae
Source: RefSeq, a predicted model, not a curated record
GAUGCGCUCGCCAUGGGCAAGAAAGCCGGUGACGCUGAGCAGGCUGGACGCCUCCCUGAGACGUCAACCAGCAACGGCGCCGCGGUUCGUCGAUGCACCGCUCAAGUGGGCGCGGCUCUCAGCGCUAAGUGCGUCGUCGCGUUGAUCCUCGGUGCCGUCGUCUUCCUCUCGGCCUUCUUCAUGCUCCUUCAAUUCCGAUCACCGGGGAACAGCGUGCCUGAUGCCCCCGGCACACUCAUCGAUGAAAUUCAGGCUGGUUUCAUCUUGUUGAAGCCACUUGCGCAACUCGCUCCACAUGCCGCGGAGCUACAACAAGAGAUAAACCGUCAAAUUGGAGUCCCCAACACUACGGUUUCCGUCUCUAUGCAGGCAUUAUUCUUGAGCUUCACUGUUGUAGAAUUUGAUGUUCUUCCUGACCCAAUAAACACCUCCAUAAGUGCGCGAUCCAUGCACGCAUUGAGGAAAAACUUGAUCCAGCUUACACUUCAGCAGCUGAAUUUAUCGCUGACACCAUCGGUCUUCGGAUAUCCAUUGUGCGUACAGAUGCUGGGGUUCCCAGGAGGGAUCACAAUAGAAUUAGAACCCCUACAGGAUGAUUCCAUUCUACAAGUUGCACAGCCUAUUUUCAAUGUCACGCUUGACAUGAGCAUUCGCCAAUUGAGGGGACUGAUUGAGGAAAUGAAGGAGGAUCUUGGGCAUUUACUGGAUGAGGACAUAUACAUAGAUCUGACAAAUAAGAAUGGCUCAACGAUUGCCCCACCAGUUAUAGUCCAAGUUUCCCUCUCCCCAGAUGACCGCGGCGUUUAUGAAGAAAUGGGGAGGCUGAAACAGCUGGCUGAAAUCAUCACAGAAUCAAGUUCAAUGAACCUUGGCCUAGACCCAUCGGUUUUUGGUAGAAUCAAGGAUCUCAAGUUGGCUCCACGUCUGCAAGCCCUCGUUCCAUCAUUUGCUCCUAGCUCAUCUCCAACGCAAAUGUCAUUCACUUCCAUGCCUCCAUAUUCACAGCCAAUGCCAUCCCCUUCCAUGCCUCCAUAUUCACAGCCAAGUAGAACCAAUCUUUGUGCACAUUGUUCAUGCCCUGCUUGGAUGAAACUAAAUGCAACCAAUCCACAUCGCGUGUUAAUGCAACUUCCUCCAAUGACAAUCUCUCUUCAAUUACCAACACAGCGUCAUAGCGGGAAUGGACCUGGGCACAAGCAAAGUGGCAAUGCAAUGGCCGCACCAACCUCCAUUGCGCCAUCAUCCCAACCGUAGUAAUAAGGUACUUGUACAGUCGAGCAAGAUUCAAGUUCCAAUUGGAAUUCUACAAAAGCAGGCCUCUCAGCCUCAGGCAGAUCAGAAUUUGCAUGUUAAGACUAUUUUGCAGCUUAUAUUACAGUGCAACACUUCGAUAACAUAUCGCGAGUUGCACCAAGGUUGGGAAUUUGGGAUGUAGCAACUCUAUGCUUAAACUAACGUCCUAUUUUGUAAGAAAUCUAGGCGAAGUUUAAUUACAGACCUAUACUCACAUGAAACCCGGACAAAUCCCAAGGUCCAUGUAUAGUAGAAUUAGCAAGUUACAGCUACAAAAGUGGCUAGCCACCAUAUGUUCCUAAAGACAUGUUCUUGGUUGUUUAUCUGUUCAGAUAACCAUUUUUUCCCCAGGCAGGUCAUGCAUUUGCAUACGCCAGACAUUGCUCUUAUCUCCAAGAGCCCCUUGGAUA